This is a messenger RNA of Anneissia japonica, 651 nucleotides long. RefSeq lists its product as uncharacterized. Lineage: Eukaryota; Metazoa; Echinodermata; Crinoidea; Comatulida; Comatulidae. The record is from RefSeq and is a predicted model, not a curated record. The transcript has a single exon. Bases 1 to 651 code for a protein of 216 amino acids. Gene Ontology annotation, molecular function: catalytic activity.
AUGUAUGUUGCCCUCUUAGCAGAGAGUAUAGAGAUCAGUCAAAACAAUGAGGAAGCAAAAAUUAUAAUACUCGGAGACUUCAAUGAUAAAAUUGGUAGUUUAAUUACUAACGGUGAUGAUACUACUAACUAUAACGGCCAAGGCCUUAUUGAUUUUAGUAAUGAUAGCGAUCUACAUAUUGUAAACUGUAGUGAUAAAUGCACUGGUAAGUUUACCUGGUUCCAAAACCAACAUAAAAGCAUACUAGAUUAUGGCCUUGUUUCAAAUAAUGUUUACGAUAACAUAAAGGAAUUCUUAAUCGAUGACCAUGGUAUUUUCAACUUAGGCAGUGACCAUAAUAUGAUCACUAUCGAAAUGGAUAUUCAACCAACACACAAAAUUCAAACCGUGAAAACCAUUGAUUACUGUUGGAAUAUAAAACAUGAUCAAGAUUGGAUACCGUUCCAAGAAGAUCUUGUUUCUAGAUUUAAUAACUGGGACCCUGAUCAGUUAAGUGCUAAUGAAGCAUGGGACACAUGGAAAUCUCGCGUCCUAUUCUCCGCUAAAAAUACUAUAGGAUAUAAAAACAAACCUAAUAGCAAACCAUGGUUUGAUAAUGAAAUUGAAAUUGCUAUUAAAAAAAGAAAAGACACUUGUCUAAAGUAUAUGUGA